Messenger RNA from Spodoptera frugiperda (fall armyworm), 1337 nucleotides. It is a transcript of the gene ZC3H3, whose product is annotated as zinc finger CCCH domain-containing protein 3. The coding region runs from base 1 to 1326 and encodes 441 amino acids. NCBI's taxonomy places the organism in Eukaryota, Metazoa, Arthropoda, Insecta, Lepidoptera, Noctuidae. Gene Ontology annotation, molecular function: metal ion binding. The transcript has a single exon. The record is from RefSeq and is a predicted model, not a curated record. Gene Ontology annotation, cellular component: nucleus.
AUGAAUAACCAAGACAACAGUAAAAAUAAAGUUUAUAUUAACCCAAAUUUCAAUAGGUCUCACCCAAAUUAUGGUUCCACUAAUGGAAGUAUGCAUGUUAAUCCAAAAUUUUCCUAUUUUGUGCCAAGUGUUCCGUGCAAUAUUCAAAAUAAGAACAAAAUAUAUAUAAAUCCCAAUUUCAUAAAAUAUAAAAGUGUAGAUAGUAAUACUUACUAUCAAUCAAGUUUCAACAUAGACAAAGUUCAACCUCAUAUACAAGACUCAUACACUACAUAUCAGCAGCAAGUUGCAGACAAAACAACAAAAGUAUUUGAGGCUCCUGUGACUCAAUCUCGUUAUUCCUUAGUUAGACAAAACUUAGCCAAUAAAUCAUGUAUAGAGCCAAAAAUAGAGAAGCCUAAAAUUACUUUUAAAGUCAACAAGUACAAAACGGUUUCAUUGAAGGAUGUAAAGAAAAAUUUAGACAAAGAUAAAAGUGCCUGCUACCGGACCUCUGUAUCUAAUUUUGAAGCAAAUUUUCAGAUGCCACGAAGCAGUGGAACAAAGAAUGUGUUUAAAAUCGUCAAUUAUAGUAAUAUUAGUUCUUCAAAACUCGAAAAAUCAAUUAUACAUACAGAUAUUCAGAAGAAGAUAUAUAAUAAAUCAAAUCAUGUGGUCCCAUCAAGGGUUAAAAGAGUAAUAAAAGGAAAUCUAAAGAAAAAUAACAUACCAUGUCCAUUAUUCCGUAAAUUUGGAAAAUGUUUAAGAAAUGCACGUGGCUCCUGUGAAUUUCUUCAUGAUAAGAAACAUGUUUCCAUUUGCCGGAAAUUUAUAAAAGGUAUUUGUCAUGAUAAGGACUGCCUUUUGUCUCAUGAUUUAACAAGUAAGAAAAUGCCCACCUGUUAUUUUUAUUUACAAGGGACCUGCACUAAAACAGAGUGCCCUUAUUUGCAUGUUAAAUUAAAUGAAAAGGCAAAGAUUUGCUCAGAUUUUGUAAAGGGAUAUUGUGAGAAAGGUAGCACGUGUUUACAACGUCAUGUGCAUUUGCCUUUAGAGAGAAAUAAUAAAACCAUUUCAAACUUGAGAAAGAAGAAAUGCACAAAAAUAAAAAAUGAUCGUAACAGUAGCAGUAAAUUAGAACAAAAUAAAAAUAAUAUAGUACCAAAUGUCGACGAGAAAACGAAAUAUAUAAACCGCAGCAAAGUAAUACAAGAAAAAGGCGAGAGUUACUCUGAACAUAGAUAUUACGAAGAAAAUAAAGGCAACAAUGAUUCUAAUGAAACAUGUGAAAUUAUAAAACCCACUAGGUGCAAAUUAGGGACAUUACCCUCAUUUAUACAACUAUGAUACUUUCAAUA